AUGUACGCUCAAAAUCAGUCAUUAAACUCGCCGAUACAGAGCCUAUCGGCCGCCGGAAAUAAAAGAUUGGUCGAGAACUUGGCUAAUGGUUAUGAUGUUCAGUCUCUUCAAGACGGCGGUGUAGGCGGCUUGGCCACCGUCGAAGUCCCAACCGACGGAAGCAUCGGCGGUGAACGCCCCAACGUGAAUGUUCCAUGUGCCGCCGACGGUAAUGAUCAGGUUGCUCUCUCGUUCCGCGGCCGGGUGUUUGUGUUCGAUGGUGUUACCGCUGAUAAGGUCCAAGCGGUGCUUUUACUUUUGGGUGGAUGUGAAUUGGAUCCUGGCAUUUUAGGUGUCGAUACUGCAGAUCAAAGACGGGGGGCUUCGAUGGGUACCCCAUGGUGCAGCGAUCCAAAGAGGGCAGAGUCUUUGAAUAGGUUUCGUCAAAAGAGGAAAAAGAGGUGCUUUGAGAAGAAAAUUAGAUAUAAUGUCCGGCAAGAAGUUGCAUUCAGGAUGCAGCGCAGGAAGGGUCAAUUUACUUCAAGACAUUCUGAGGAAUCUAUUAGUAUGGAUGCCACACAGGAAUCUGGAAAGGAGGAAAAAGAACAAGAUACUCUGUGCACUCACUGUGGCACCAGUUCAAAGACUACUCCAAUGAUGCGGCGAGGGCCGGCUGGUCCGAGAACCCUUUGCAAUGCAUGUGGGCUGUUUUGGGUAAACAAGGGGACCAUGCGUGAUAUUUCCAAGACAUUCCGACACAAUUCUAUGAUCCCAACUGAAGAGGACGAAGAUGAUAGUGAGUCUGAUUACGGAAUCCCCAUUUUUCAAUGUGCUAAUAAUGCUUGA
Fraxinus pennsylvanica is the source of this 825-nucleotide messenger RNA. The record is from the annotation of a GenBank genome assembly. NCBI's taxonomy places the organism in Eukaryota, Viridiplantae, Streptophyta, Magnoliopsida, Lamiales, Oleaceae.